Messenger RNA from Morchella sextelata, 864 nucleotides. RefSeq lists its product as uncharacterized. Bases 1 to 864 code for a protein of 287 amino acids. The record is from RefSeq and is a predicted model, not a curated record. The transcript is spliced from 2 exons. Lineage: Eukaryota; Fungi; Ascomycota; Pezizomycetes; Pezizales; Morchellaceae.
AUGUCUGGGGUGCUGGCGGUUGAAUUGACGGUGGGGGAAGAGGAGCCCCCGACGAAUGAAUGCCCGGUGGCACCCGAGUUCCCUGGCAAUGAGAGGCAAGAGAGGGGGAGAGGCGAGAGAGAGGCAGAGAGAGGUGAGGGAGAGAGAAUUAAGGGUCCUCGGUGCCUGAAGGGCCGCCGAGAAGAGCCAAAGAGCGGCCGAGAAAACCACACCAGAAGAAGCAAGGGGUGUGAUCGACUCGUUACCACCCCAAGCGCCAGAGCCAGGACCACGAAUGUCAUCUACCAGGCCGAAGAACCGGAAGAAUCAUCUACCCGUUUCCGUAAUCUUCGCACGCCUCCACCGGCAAUGCAUUGGGCUGGCGGGGGCAAGGCAGAAGAAUAUUUGUCAACGAAUAAUCUGGCCCCCCCACACACCAACGAUAGAAUUAUUGAUGUGUGGAUAAACCGAGCCGGAGGGAUAAGAAUAGGUGUUCACGGUCCCGCCGGAGCCGUGAACACCGGCAAAGAAAGAGCAGCACGGUGCUGUUAUUCCCGGAAACUUGUUGGAGGGGCACCCGCAGCCCCGCAGGAUAACGUGGGAGAUGGCGGGUCCCCGCAAGGAUCCCGCCCAUCUGAGGGUGAAGGCUGUGGUGGUGGAAGCAGCGAGGCCGGAGAGGAAGAAGAAGGCAGAGGCGGAGGCGCUAUAAAGGAGAGGCGGGGAGAGGAAGAAGAAGGCAGAGGCAGAGGCAGAGAAAGCGAGGGAGAGGCCAGAGAGGAAGAGCAGGUGGAGCCGGAGAGGAAGCAGCAGGCAGAGGCACCCGGAUCGCAGAAGGCGAACGGGAUUCCGGAGCCGUCAAACGGCGAGAAGAGACAGCCGGAUUGA